Mugil cephalus (flathead mullet) is the source of this 3576-nucleotide messenger RNA. Its product is annotated as integrin alpha-M-like. Gene Ontology annotation, cellular component: external side of plasma membrane; integrin complex. Gene Ontology annotation, molecular function: integrin binding. The coding region runs from base 31 to 3411 and encodes 1126 amino acids. Gene Ontology annotation, biological process: integrin-mediated signaling pathway; cell adhesion mediated by integrin; cell-cell adhesion. Lineage: Eukaryota; Metazoa; Chordata; Actinopteri; Mugiliformes; Mugilidae. The transcript has 29 exons. The record is from RefSeq and is a predicted model, not a curated record.
AGCUUUUUUUCUUUCCAUGGGACUAACACAAUGGGCUGGGUAAUUGUUGCUACACUGUUCUUGUCAGUGUUAAAAGCUGCUCUUUGUUUCAAUAUUGAUCCCGUGGCUUGGAAGACCCUGAACAACCCUGCAGCAGGUUUUGGCUACCAGGUGGUGCAAAGACAAUCAGAAUUGGUCGUCAGUGCCCCACUUGAACAGUAUUCACCAAAUGACAGGGGGGAAAUAUUUACCUGCAACAUCAACAACGAAUCCUGUGCUAGAGUGUCACCUUCAGUGCCGAAUUAUGCAGUGAACAUGUCUCUUGGUUUGACAUUGAAAGCUAAUCCCACCACACAGGAAACACUGGCAUGUGGUCCGACCAUUCCUAUGAACUGUACAAGUAUCACCAUGUACAAUGGUCUGUGCUUUCCCAUUACAACUUCCAAUCGUGUUCAACCAUCCAUACCUUCCUCUAUUGAAGAGUGCCGGUGGACAGAAGUUGCUUUUCUGCUGGAUGGUUCAGGCAGCGUGUCUCCAGACGAUUUUCAAACCAUGAAGAAUUUUGUUAAAAAUCUGGUCCGGUCAUCUCUGCAGGGAAACACACGAUUUUCUAUUUCCCAGUUCUCUUGGGACCCCAGAGUCCAUUAUUACUUUGAUAAUUUUUUCUCAUCUACACCAUGGGAGACUAACAUUGACCAUAUAAUCCAAUUAGGGGGAGGAACCUACACAGCAAAGGCCAUCAAACAUGUUGUUAACAACGUUUUCACAUCACAAAGAGGUUCCAAACGAAAUAUGAAGAAGGUCUUGAUCGUCAUUACUGAUGGAGAAUCUCAUGACCGGAAUGAAUUACCACAGGCUGCAACAUUAGCUGCUGGGAAACACAUUGUUCGAUUUGCUAUUGGAGUGGGGAGUGCAUUUGAAACGUCUGCAGCAAAAAGAGAACUGGACACCAUUGCAUCUGCUCCUUCAAAUAAUUAUGUGUUUCAAGUGGACGGCUUCGGAGCACUUGAAAAAAUAAGACAGAAUUUGCAGAACAAAAUCUUCUCCAUUGAAGGAUCUCAAAGCAGCGGCGAGUCUCUGAAAAUGGAAAUGUCUCAAGAGGGAUUCAGCGCAGCCUAUGUGCCUGGGGGAAUUCAGUUGGCAGUUGUUGGUGCAAACCAGUGGAGGGGAGGAUACGUAAAAUACUCAAGUACUACAUCCUCAGGACCUCUCAAGACCGGUUCCUUUGAGCCUGCUUUUCUACAGCCUGACAGUUACCUUGGUUAUUCUAUGGCAGUUGCUAAAACUACAAGUGGCACAGUGACAAUUAUUGGUGCUCCACGAUAUCAGCACAGAGGAAUUGUGAUGGUUGUUGAUGAAAGCAUGACACAUUAUAAAAUGAUUGAUCCAUAUCCACAGCAGCAAUCUGGUGAAUACUUUGGGGCAGAGGUUUGUGUCAUGAGAAUGAGCAGCCAGUAUACUGACCUCAUCCUCAUAUCCGCCCCAAUGCAUAUGGAAUCCGAGAGAGAGGGAAGAGUUUAUGUGUGCCAGUUGAAGUAUUUGACAGUUGAGUGUCGCUUUGACUCUCCAUUAGUAUUAAGAGGGGCUGAAUCCAGCAAAGGAAGGUUUGGGUCUUCUCUUGCUGUGCUGCCUGAUUUAAAUACAGACGGGAUCAGCGAUUUAGCAGUUGGAGCACCUUUGGAGAAUGAUGGCCAAGGCAGCAUCUACAUAUUCCACGGCGAAAGAAGACCAAGUAUCAAUCCCAUUUACUCACAGAGAAUAACUGGCUCUGAAGUCAAGUUAGGACUGAAGUAUUUCGGCGUGUCGAUCAGUCAGGAGUCUUUAGAUCAGAGUGGAGAUAAACUGCCAGACUUAGCAGUGGGAUCAAAGGGCACAGUUGUCUUACUCAGAUCAAGACCUAUCAUCAUGGUUGAAGCUACUGUGUCAUUCGAGCCAAAGAUAAUCCCUACUCAAAAUGUAGACUGCUCAGUAGCACUGCAGAACACAGCUACAAUCUGCUUUACCAUGACCAGUCUCACUUCAGCAUCUACAGGUUCCUCAGCUCAAGCAACAAUCAAACAUACUUUCACACUGGAUGCCACUCGCAAGGCCCCAAAGAAUCGAGCUUAUAUCACUGAUAAACAACGAGAGUCGACCAAGACCAUUACUGUUUCCUUAAAUAGGAAAGAAUGCAGCACCUUGAAAUUCUUCAUUCAGGCAUGUGCAGAAGAUGUUGUCAGUCCACUUAGGAAUGAGUUAAGAUUCAGCUUUGAAGGUUUAUCAUCUUCUUCAGGGCUCAAACCAAGUCUUGCACAGCAGGCCCAAACUACAGCCAUUCAUUCAGUAAUCUUGUCCCCCCUCAUAUUUAGAUCCUUAUUGGUUAAAGUGGGCAUUGAUGAGCUUCUGGAUGUCACCGUAUCAGUGGAGAACAGAGGAGAAAACUCCUACAGCAGCCGCGUUACUCUCACAUACCCAGCUGGGCUCUCUUACAGGAAGUUCACAGGUCUUCAGGGAAGAAUUGAGUGUAACUCCUUGGACAGUGAAGAUGUUUUAAUGCGGGGAAAGACAGAUUGCACGAUUGACAAGCCCAUUUUCAAGGGCAACUCUAAGGCUCUCUUCAUCGUCUCCUAUGGGAUUGGAAUCACCAGUGAACUUGACAGGAAGCUCUUUAUCACGGCAAAUGCCACCAGUGGGAAUGAGGUGCGCUCCAGUUCAAGCGAUCUCUACAAAAUGAAAGAGAUUGAUGUAAAGUACAGCAUCUUUGUUACAAUUGAAAGCUCCUUCAGCUACAACAAUUUCUCUUUUGGAAAGAGUAAUUUGGAGAAACAAGUCAAGCAGUCAAUCAAGGUCACAAAUGUAAACAGGGUGCUGAAUUUCACAGUGGUGAUCAGGGUUCCAGUAAAGCUCGGCGACAAAGACAUCUGGGUGGAUUUGAAGAGUCUGCAGAUCGCAAACUGUCAAAGAGGUCAAGACGAACAGCCUGCUGUCCGAGACUUUGUUGCUCAGAUACAGAAAACAAAGUCAGUGGACUGCUCUGUAGCCUGGUGUACAGUGUUCAGGUGCAAUAAGUUCAUGGGAAGAGGGGAGAGUGCGACCUACAAUAUCUCUGCCAACGUUAGCUCACAGUGGAUCGAGCAGAUUGGACUUCAAUCUGCUAAAUUCCUCUUGACCAGCACGGCGAGCCUGGAGUACGACACAAACCAGUACAUCUUCUUUUCAGCAAGAUCUAACAACAACCCCCCUGUUCAGAAGAUUGAGGCAGAAAUAGAAGUGUAUCCUGAACCAGAUUUCACCAAAGAGAUUGUCGGAGGAUCGCUGGGAGGGUUGGCUUUCCUAGCUUUACUCACAGUCGGCCUGUAUAAGGCUGGAUUUUUUAAGAGUAAAUACAAUCAGAUGAUAAGUGAAAGUGCAGAAGGAGAGGAGGAUCCUGGGGCCAAUGAAGAUGCAGCCUGAGCAAAAUAGAAUAAUGUCAAAUAUCUGUGUGAGCAAUUAUUUUAGACGCAAGCUUUUUGUGGAGAGACGCUGAAGGCCACCUAUAGCAAUUUGUAACGUUAAAUGUGUUUGAGUAUUUUUUAGAAUGUUAUCAGUAUGUUUCCUUGCUGUCAGACAGUCCUCUAU